This is a messenger RNA of Anopheles arabiensis, 1020 nucleotides long. It is a transcript of the gene Unc50, whose product is annotated as protein unc-50 homolog. Bases 184 to 996 code for a protein of 270 amino acids. The transcript is spliced from 4 exons. NCBI's taxonomy places the organism in Eukaryota, Metazoa, Arthropoda, Insecta, Diptera, Culicidae. The record is from RefSeq and is a predicted model, not a curated record. Gene Ontology annotation, cellular component: Golgi membrane.
GUCACGAUCCGUCAUCGACGUGCAGUUAUUUACUGUUUACCAAAAUAUAAUUUUCCGUCUACGGAGCGAUGAGUGACGAAAAGAUCCACUGAAUUGCCGUGUCCAUUCUCGAAUUCUACCAAAGGAGUCAGCAGACGAAGUAGUAAGAAACUCAUCGACAGCGACACACAUAGCGCAGCAGGAAUGAAGUACGCUACGUCACCUACGCCAUCCCGGAGCAACAGCUCUCUGCUGGGGAUGUCUUCCAGAACGGCAUCGCCACUGCCCGCACCGGCCAACUAUCGCGAUUGCAUGAGCGCCACAACGAAAAGCUACAAAUACCUGCGGCGUUUCAUCAAAUUCGACCAAAUGGACUUUGAGUAUGCAAUGUGGCAGAUGGUGUACCUAUUCAUCGCACCGAAGAAAGUCUAUCGCAACUUCAACUACCGCAAACAAACCAAAUCACAAUUUGCUCGAGAUGAUCCAGCCUUCUUGGUGUUGCUAGUGGGUUGCCUUUGUGUCACGUCAAUUGGGUUUGCGUGGGUGUUAAGCUUAGGGUUUCUGCAGACGAUCCUGUUCACACUGUACGUCGUGUUUGUCGACUGCAUAUUCUGCGGCAUGAUCGUGGCCACCCUGCUUUGGGUGAUUGCGAAUCGCUACUUUCGCGAUCGAAACAGCGACUUCGACAUGGAGUGGGGCUACGCGUUCGAUGUGCAUUUGAAUGCGUUCUUCCCGCCCCUGAUACUGCUGCAUUUCAUACAGCUGUUCUUCUACCAUCCGCUAAUUAGCAGGGACUGGUUCAUAUCAACGUUCAUCGGCAACACCAUUUGGCUGUUGGCGCUCGGAUACUACAUCUAUAUCACUUUCCUGGGAUAUAAUGUUGUCCCGUCGCUGAAAAAUACGCGAAUAAUUCUCGUAACACUACCGCUUCUGUGUUUGUUCUACGUCGUGACGUUAAUUAUAGGAUGGAAUUUGAGUGUGUCCCUGAUGUACUACUAUCACUAUCGAGUGUUGUAAACAAUAAAGUUCCAUACUUACAAG